Cervus elaphus (red deer) is the source of this 4999-nucleotide messenger RNA. It is a transcript of the gene DDHD2, whose product is annotated as DDHD domain containing 2. Gene Ontology annotation, cellular component: COPII-coated ER to Golgi transport vesicle. Gene Ontology annotation, molecular function: triacylglycerol lipase activity; metal ion binding; protein binding. The record is from RefSeq and is a predicted model, not a curated record. Bases 557 to 2683 code for a protein of 708 amino acids. NCBI's taxonomy places the organism in Eukaryota, Metazoa, Chordata, Mammalia, Artiodactyla, Cervidae. The transcript is spliced from 18 exons.
AGCCACUCUACCACUGGGGCCAGGACGUCGGUCUUCCUCUCUAUGAAGUGAAGAGGCUGGGCUGGUUUAUCCUUGCUCGAAGAACUUUGCUUUCACCGAGACUUGACAGGCUCGCCACUCGUAACGUCUCAGGCCGCGUCCCAUCCUUCCAAAGACCUCUCGCGCCGAGGGUGGCUUCGGAGCGGAGGGCACGCCGCACGCAACAACCCCUGGUCCCGCGCUCCGACUUCCAGCCGGUUCCGAGGAUAACAUCUCGCGCGAUUCCCUCGACCUCUCGCGACACUUCCCGCCAGCUCUCCUGCGGGUCUCCAAGCCCCGGCCGUCGCUCUGCGGCGAGCUUCGCGUCACCUCAGCGCUCUGCUCUCGGCGGCCCGGCCAGCUGGCCGCUCGCCCGCUGGGAGCGCGGUGGAGAACGGUGUUGGCGCGAACCCCGCGGGCCCGCAAGCUCCGCCCCGCCCCGCCCCGGCUGGCGGGGCAGGCUUCCGCGGGGACAUGUCUUGUCCCCCUGAGCGAGGGCAUCAGAGCGCGAGAGGCUGUGAGGCAGCCAGAGAACGAAAUGUCCUCAGUGGAGUCACAGCAGGAACAGUCGUCCCAGUCAGACCCAUCUCCAUCACCAAAUUCAUGUAGUUCCUUUGAGCUCGUAGACAUGGAUGCUGGCAGUUUGUAUGAACCAGUUUCUCCUCAUUGGUUUUAUUGUAAGAUAAUAGAUUCUAAGGAGACAUGGAUUCCUUUCAACUCUCAGGAUUCGCAGCAGCUGGAGGAGGCAUAUAGCUCUGGAAAAGAUUAUAAUAGAAUUGUUCCCACUGAUGGGGGUAGAUAUGAUGUUCAUUUGGGGGAGAGGAUGCGGUAUGCUGUUUACUGGGAUGAACUGGCUUCAGAAGUGAGACGAUGUACCUGGUUUUACAAGGGAGACAAAGAUAAUAAGUAUAUUCCGUACUCAGAGAGCUUCAGCCAAGUUCUAGAGGAAACUUACAUGCUUGCUGUAACUUUGGAUGAAUGGAAAAAGAAAUUGGAGUCUCCCAACAGAGAAAUUAUUAUAUUACACAAUCCAAAGCUUAUGGUGCAUUACCAGCCAGUUGCAGGGUCCGAUGAAUGGGGUUCAGCACCUGCCGAGCAAGGUCGACCUCGAACAGUGAAGAGGGGGGUUGAGAACAUCUCUGUUGACAUUCACUGUGGGGAACCUUUACAAAUAGAUCACUUGGUUUUUGUAGUCCAUGGGAUCGGACCUGCUUGUGAUCUCCGCUUUCGAAGCAUUGUACAGUGUGUUAAUGAUUUUCGCAGUGUUUCUUUGAACCUGCUACAGACGCAUUUUAAGAAAGCCCAAGAAAAUCAGCAGAUUGGGAGGGUAGAAUUUCUCCCAGUCAACUGGCAUAGUCCCUUGCAUUCCACUGGUGUAGAUGUAGAUCUGCAGCGAAUAACCCUGCCUAGCAUUAACCGCCUCAGACACUUUACCAACGACACGAUUCUGGAUGUCUUCUUCUACAACAGCCCCACCUACUGUCAGACUAUUGUGGACACAGUCGCUUCUGAAAUGAAUCGAAUUUAUAUACUUUUUCUGCAGAGGAACCCUAAUUUCAAAGGGAGUGUAUCCAUUGCUGGUCAUAGUUUAGGUUCGCUUAUAUUGUUUGAUAUCCUAACAAAUCAGAAAGAUUCUUUGGGAGAUACUGACAGUGAAAAGGAUUUGCCAAGUAUUUUCAUGGAUCAAGGAGAUACACCAACACUGGAGGAAGAUUUGAAGAAACUUCAACUGUCUGAGUUCUUUAGUAUUUUUGAGAAGGAGAAAAUAGAUAAGGAAGCUCUGACUUUAUGUACAGACAAAGACCUUCAGGAAAUGGGAAUUCCCUUAGGACCAAGAAAGAAGAUAUUAAACUACUUUAGGACCAGAAAAAAUUCGAUGGGUGUUAAUAGACCAACCCCGCAAUCACCUGCAGGGGCAAAUAUGUCUAAUAUCCCCAAAGAGUCAGAGUUCUACAGUAGUACUAAUGGUCUGGACGUCGGCAUUGGGCAGGUGCCUGUAAAAUACCCCCGGCUCAUCUAUAAACCAGAAAUAUUCUUUGCCUUUGGAUCUCCCAUUGGAAUGUUCCUUACUGUCCGGGGACUAAAAAGAAUUGACCCCAACUACAGAUUUCCAACAUGCAAAGGUUUCUUCAAUAUUUAUCACCCUUUUGAUCCUGUGGCCUAUAGGAUUGAACCAAUGGUGGUCCCGGGAAUGGAAUUUGAGCCAAUGCUGAUCCCACAUCAUAAAGGCAGGAAGCGGAUGCACUUAGAACUGAGAGAGGGCUUGACCAGGAUGAGCAUGGACCUUAAGAAUAACUUGCUAGGUUCGCUGCGGAUGGCCUGGAAGUCUUUCACCAGAGCUCCAUACCCCGCCUUACAAGCUUCAGAAACUGCAGAAGAAACAGAAGCAGAACCUGAAUCAAAUUCAGAGAAGCCUAGUGAUGUUAACACAGAAGAGAACCCUGUGCCAGUGAAAGAGGAAGCCCCCCCCAUCCAUGUGGGAAUGCUGAAUGGAGGCCAGCGCAUUGACUACGUGCUUCAGGAGAAGCCCAUUGAAAGUUUUAAUGAAUAUUUAUUUGCUUUACAAAGCCAUUUGUGCUACUGGGAGUCUGAAGAUACAGUAUUGCUGGUUCUCAAAGAAAUCUACCAAACCCAGGGUAUCUUCCUUGAUCAGCCUUUACAGUAAAAAUGAACCACCUAAGGCUGCUUAAUCACACCAGCCUCCUCUGUCCUCUACUCUCUCCUGGAGUUUGCUCAGAUUCAUGUCCAUUGAGUCAGUGAUGCCAUCUAACCAACUCAUCCUCUGCUGCCUCCUUCUUUUGAUUUCAAUCUUUCCCAGCAUCGAAGUAUGGGAGCUUCAGCAUCAGCCUUUCCAGUGAAUGUGCAGGGUUGAUGUUCUUUAGGAUGGACUGGUUUGAGCUCCUUGCAGUUACAGCAGUUUCAGCUUUCAGCAUAGACAGCCCAGCCUAGGAUUUACAGUACUCAGCCCUGUAUAUAUGUAUUAACAGUCAGAAAGCUUGUGUGUCAGACUCGGGCGUUCUCUCUGGUUGCCGUCAGCGUGAUGACCUCCCUUCCACUUUCUCCCCUAGAUGGACACUGAGGGAUCCUUCCCCAGAAAACCCGCCUCUGUUCCUGCGUUUUCCUCUCAGCUGUGUCGUUCCCUGCAUGUUGCCUGCUACUUGCUCACCACUAGGGUCUCUGGAAGAUAAUCUUCCUCUCUGGAAGCAAGUGGAAAAGCAAAGGGAAGACCCUGUCACUUUUUACCACUGGCUUCACAGAAACAUUCGCCAUUCUUUCUUGAUGGCUGCGGGCAGUCUGCAUCUUUAAUUCUCUGAUGGUAUUUAUGUACCACACUCUAUUGCUUAUUACUUGAGAUGGUAUAAACCUUGCCUUGAGUUUGUUUUGGGUUGGGUGUAAAUUUUUCUAGGAGGUUAUUGUUUAUCUUUAGAGAAUAUUCUAAUCUGGUAGUGGGUUCCUGAGACUCAGAAGCCAUUCUGGGUCUGCUUAUGGUCAUGGGUGUUCUCUGCGUUUGAAGGCCAAAUCUAAGUGGAGGAGGCAGACUGGUGGGCAGUCAGAUUCUUGCCCGCCAACUUCUGUUUUCCACACAUACUGUAUGAAGAAAGACUAAAAUUAUAAAUACUGUUUACUUUCUAUAGUUGACUGACAAGAUUUAUUGCUAGGACUCACAGAGGCUGUUCAUUGUUUUUACAGCUAUUUGAGCUGCUCUAAGAGUCUAAAGUGGACAGUUUAGUUUCCAUCAGGUACAUCUUUAUAAAGAUAUUAUAUAUCCUAGACCUGCCCUUUUAUAUCGUAUCAUACUUCAAACUGGGAGACUCCAGAUGAAGUCCAACCUAGUUAUUUGUUAGUUCUUAAGUUUAAAGUUAUAAACGCUGAAAAACCUGCAGCUACACAGCUUUGACUGCUUAUGAAGUGAUGAAUAAAAACUUCUAGUGGUGUGUUCAUGGUGGAACAACUUGUGAAAGCCAUCUGCCACAUCAACUUGUGUGAAGGGAGUGUUGAAGACUGUUCUCUUCAAACAGACGCUGUCGCUCUGAGUCCCCGCAGAGCAGGGAGCAAAUGGACAGGCCUCGGCACAGGCAGUGCCGGGGGAGGGGUGGGUCCGCCCAGGGGGAUCCUGGCUCUGUGGGGCUAGGAACAGCUGCUGCAGAGGCAGUGUCAGAGUGUGCAGGUGAGGUGGGUGAACGCAGACCCCCGGCGUUUAACGUUCACAUAGGCCAUCUCUGUGACAGCAGAGGGAAUGUUACCAUCACGCUAGAGAUAAGGCUGGGGUACUGCUGAGAGCCUGGCCUCUCCGUGUCCAUCUGCUUACAGACUAAUGCUGACCAAGCCACUAAGACGUUUCAGCUCUAUGAAAUGCUUUCUUUACUACAUAAACUCCGAGACCGAAAUAAGGGUUACUGAGAAUUAAGUAGCAUUCAAUGUAAAGGGGGAGCUUUCAUCAAGUUGUUGUCCUCAAAUUUAAAUUUACUCUUCCUAUUAACAGAGUAAGUAAAUUGUAAGAGAAAGCCAAAGGACAAGCAAGAGUGAGUCCCUGUAACCAAAGAUGAACAGCAUCACCCCGGAUUGUUAGAUAAACCACUGUUUGUACUAAGAAGUGUUUCCUUCCUGGUGGUGAAGGGCAGGUGACUGGAGAAGAGCUUUAUGCCCUGUGCCCCCUGUGUUGGCAUCAUGGAUGCGUCACACCGGGCGCUGAGCUGGGCUUAAACUCCUUACUCAGCUGUUUAUCUUUUGCACAACUUCAGUUGUAGCAUGUGCAAUCUCUUGACCAAGCCUAUUUUUAAACUAUGGUAGAGUAUCAUUUUAUACAUAUUUCCAGCUGCAGAAUUGGUAUUGCUUAUCUCAGCAAGAGAGAUUGUUUGCAUGGAAAGAUUAAUAGCACUGAUUAGCUUUCUAAUAUUUUGCACUUUUUGAAAUGUUUGUUUUUUAUGUGAUUAUAUUUAAAACUUUAGUAAAUACUGAAAUAAAACCGAUUUGACCAGUU